This is a messenger RNA of Nomascus leucogenys (northern white-cheeked gibbon), 2074 nucleotides long. RefSeq names its product TEA domain transcription factor 4 (gene TEAD4). Gene Ontology annotation, biological process: regulation of transcription by RNA polymerase II; embryonic organ development; hippo signaling. Gene Ontology annotation, molecular function: RNA polymerase II cis-regulatory region sequence-specific DNA binding; DNA-binding transcription factor activity, RNA polymerase II-specific. Gene Ontology annotation, cellular component: transcription regulator complex. NCBI's taxonomy places the organism in Eukaryota, Metazoa, Chordata, Mammalia, Primates, Hylobatidae. The record is from RefSeq and is a predicted model, not a curated record.
CGCCGCACCCGCCGGCGCCCUCCCGGGCCGCGCGCCCCACGCCGCCGCAGCCGACCGCUCGCGCCGCGUGCUCGGCUGCUCUUUUCUUUCCGCCGCCCGCGUUCCCGCCUUGGACCUCUGCGCUCCGGCGCGCUCCGUUCCGACCUCUGGCUUCCCUCCGCGCUCCGGCGCUGCUAGCUGCCCCUCUCCCGCUUCCCUCCUGUCCGCCCCGCGCUCCCCUCCUCGCUCCCGGUUGACUCACUCCUCCAGGAAUAGGGAUCCCCGUGUUUUCCCGUCAGUCCCAUUCUGGGAAAACUCCUCCCUCUGCGCGCUCCGCUCCGCUGCGCUGGGCGCACCGGGGCCGGUCGGCGCGGGGUGGGCUUGGCCCCGCGGCCCCGCCUUCACUGCGCCGCCCGUCGGCCCCGGCCGGAGCCCGGCUCUGCGCCCUGACUGACGCCCUGUCGUCCCCGCAGAGAGAUCGUCGCGGCCGGAAGAGUUGGCGCUCGGGGCGGACUCCUUGGAACUGGCUUAGCGCACCCAUCCCACCUUCCCGCACCCUGGGACCGGUCCAACGGGCGCUCCUCCAAGCGGAGCCUUGGAGGGCAAGGCCGGCACCAUUACCUCCAACGAGUGGAGCUCUCCCACCUCCCCCGAGGGGAGCAACGUCUCUGGGGGCAGUCAGGCACUGGACAAGCCCAUCGACAAUGACGCAGAGGGCGUGUGGAGCCCGGACAUUGAGCAGAGUUUCCAGGAGGCUCUGGCCAUCUACCCGCCCUGCGGCAGGCGCAAAAUCAUCCUGUCGGACGAGGGCAAGAUGUAUGGUCGGAAUGAGCUGAUUGCCCGCUACAUCAAGCUCCGGACAGGGAAGACCCGCACCAGGAAGCAGGUCUCCAGCCACAUCCAGGUGCUGGCUCGUCGCAAAGCUCGCGAGAUCCAGGCCAAGCUAAAGGACCAGGCAGCCAAGGACAAGGCCCUGCAGAGCAUGGCUGCCAUGUCGUCUGCACAGAUCAUCUCCGCCACGGCCUUCCACAGUAGCAUGGCCCUCACCCGGGGCCCCGGCCGCCCAGCAGUCUCAGGGUUUUGGCAAGGAGCUUUGCCAGGCCAAGCCGGAACAUCCCACGAUGUGAAGCCUUUCUCUCAGCAAACCUAUGCUGUCCAGCCUCCGCUGCCUCUGCCAGGGUUUGAGUCUCCUGCAGGGCCUGCCCCAUCGCCCUCUGCGCCCCCGGCACCCCCAUGGCAGGGCCGCAGCGUGGCCAGCUCCAAGCUCUGGAUGUUGGAGUUCUCUGCCUUCCUGGAGCAGCAGCAGGACCCGGACACGUACAACAAGCACCUGUUCGUGCACAUUGGCCAGUCCAGCCCAAGCUAUAGCGACCCCUACCUCGAAGCCGUAGACAUCCGCCAAAUCUAUGACAAAUUCCCGGAGAAAAAGGGUGGACUCAAGGAUCUCUUCGAACGGGGACCUUCCAAUGCCUUUUUUCUUGUGAAGUUCUGGGCAGACCUCAACACCAACAUCGAGGAUGAAGGCAGCUCCUUCUAUGGGGUCUCCAGCCAGUACGAGAGCCCUGAGAACAUGAUUAUCACCUGCUCCACCAAAGUCUGCUCUUUCGGCAAGCAGGUGGUGGAGAAAGUUGAGACAGAGUAUGCUCGCUAUGAGAAUGGACACUACUCUUACCGUAUCCACCGGUCCCCGCUCUGUGAGUACAUGAUCAACUUCAUCCACAAGCUGAAGCACCUCCCCGAGAAGUACAUGAUGAACAGCGUGCUGGAGAACUUCACCAUCCUGCAGGUGGUCACCAACAGAGACACACAGGAGACCUUGCUGUGCAUCGCCUAUGUCUUUGAGGUGUCAGCCAGUGAGCACGGGGCUCAGCACCAUAUCUACAGGCUGGUGAAAGAAUGAGAGACUCGGGGAGCAGGGAGGGGGGAAGAGACGUGUGUGCAGGAAAUGGGGACAUGGGGAGGGGACCUGCAGGGGCAGCCCCCGGAAGUGCCAAGAGAGCUGAGAGGAGCAGUCGUGACUCUACCCAGGAACAAACUGUGCCUGAACCUGAGGUGCCCAACCCCAAAUAAACCCAAGAUGCUGUGUAUUUUCAGA